CCGUUUAAAGUGGACAAAAAAAUUUCUGCAAAUUUCGAAGCAGCAGUUUUAUUGGGUACGCCGGCAUGGACACAAGCACCGGAUAUUGUUGAGAAAACCUCGUCACUGAAUAAGCAAAGUUGUUGCGAUAAUUCGUGCAAAGAAACGAAUGACAGCCACAUUUUAUUCCCAGUUGAAAAAUCUGUAUCGAUAUGUGAUACCGAACUAAAUGCUGCGUUACCACUGAAGGCCAGAAAUAAUUGCGUCGAAACGACUACAUCAAAUAAUUUUGAUGAAAAAGAAACAUUUUCAAUUUGUGGGAUACCGAGAAAUAUUUCGCAACCCUGCGAGAAGAAUUUACCUGAAAAAACUGAAUCAAUGUCAUUAGAAACUUUUCUUAAUAGAACAGAAUCGGAUUUACUGCAAGUAACGAAUCCUGCGAUGUUUAAAAAAUUAUUCGAUACGUUAAAACGUUUGAUUAGUUUUAUGGAGAGAAUCCAAUAUCAGGAUUGCUGUAGUUCGAUAGAAGUACAGACAGAAAGUCCAGCCGAUUCUGGAAAUUUAGAAAUACUUCGAGAAAAGAACGAAAUUGAUGAAUACCAAGAUAAUAUCGAAUCAGGGUUUUCUGAAAUGACUAAAUGCCACAGACCAUGCGAACCUCUUCCAGUAAAAUUUGAUGGUAAUAAUUAUAAGGAAAAUUAUACAAAAAUCAUACCUGAAGUCAAAAACGAAAUUCCACAAAGUGGAGAGACCACUGAGGACGUGAAGUUGGAAGUCGUACGUUCAGAGGAGAUCUCUUUUGAAAGUCAGUCGAAAUAUCUAUCAGCGGAAAAACUUAUUGUUAGCAAUCAAGAUAUCCCAUGCGAAAUGCGCUCUACAGACUGUCGAAAUCCUCCUCUAUCUAAUGCGGAUCUUCAGAGUGAAAUUCGAGAGGAAAUCACGAGCAACUUGCUGGACGAAGCGAACCAUUCCAAUGAUGAAAUAUGUUGUAUUACCGACAAAGUAGCUGCGAGUAAUAGCUGUAACAGCGAUACAAAUGAUAAAGCAAGUCUGGUAGUAAUUUCACAAUCAUCUCGCAAUGACGAAAUUGAUCAUUGUUGCCAGGAAGACUCAGAAGUUGAUUUAGAUACUUUUGUCAAUACAGUCGCAGCUCAAUUAAGGGAGUUGACCACAGAAGCAGCUCUGCGAUCUCAACAGCGUAUCCAAACAUUAAUCAGUAAUAGUCGUUUGGAGUCGGAAAGGAAUAUGCAGCAUCGAUGAAUCGUUCACCAUCCCUUGGAUUUGGUUCUAAUAUUUCACUGAAAUAGAU
Athalia rosae (coleseed sawfly) is the source of this 1288-nucleotide messenger RNA. RefSeq lists its product as uncharacterized. Lineage: Eukaryota; Metazoa; Arthropoda; Insecta; Hymenoptera; Athaliidae. The transcript is spliced from 2 exons. Bases 358 to 1239 code for a protein of 293 amino acids. The record is from RefSeq and is a predicted model, not a curated record.